GUCACGUGGGGCGCGGGGCGGGGCCUAGGGCCGCGGCCUGAGCUGCGGACUGCACCGAGGCAGCCGGGCUCCGGCGGGUCCCAGCCAUGGGCGGCGAGGACUACUACCUGGAGCUGUGCGAGCGGCCGGUGCAGUUCGAGAAGGCGAACCCGGUCAACUGCGUGUUCUUCGACGAGGCCAACAAGCAGGUUUUUGCUGUUCGAUCGGGUGGAGCUACUGGCGUGGUCGUUAAAGGGCCCGAUGAUAGGAAUCCCAUCUCUUUUAGAAUGGACGACAGAGGCGAAGUGAAGUGCAUUAAGUUUUCUCUGGAGAAUAAGAUACUGGCUGUGCAGAGGACCUCGAAGACAGUGGACUUUUGUAAUUUUAUUCCUGAUAACUCUCAGCUGGAAUACACACAAGAGUGCAAGACCAAGAAUGCCAACAUACUGGGAUUCUGCUGGACCAGUUCUACGGAAAUUGUCUUCAUAACAGAUCAAGGCAUUGAAUUUUACCAGGUGUUGCCUGAAAAACGAAGUCUCAAACUCCUGAAGAGCCACAACAUCAAUGUGAACUGGUACAUGUACUGUCCGGAGAGCGCCGUGAUCCUGCUGUCCACCACAGUCCUUGAGAAUGUUUUGCAGCCUUUUUAUUUUAGGGCUGGCACCAUGUCGAAGCUUCCCAAGUUUGAGAUUGAAUUACCAGCUGCACCAAAGUCAACCAAACUUAGCCUUUCAGAACGAGACAUUGCAAUGGCGACCAUAUACGGGCGACUUUACGUUCUGUUCCUGCGGCAUCAUUCCCGGGCCUCCAAUGGUGCGGGAGCGGAGGUGGUGUUGUAUCAUCUCCCACGAGAGGGUGCGUGUAAAAAGCUGCACAUACUGAAGUUAAAUAGGACGGGAAAGUUUGCUCUGAAUGUGGUAGACAACCUGGUGGUUGUCCACCAUCAGGACACGGAGACUUCCGUGAUUUUUGACAUCAAGUUACGGGGAGAGUUCGAUGGCACUGUUACUUUCCAUCAUCCUGUGCUUCCAGCCCGAUCAAUUCAACCUUACCAGAUCCCCGCGGCAGGUCCUGCUGCUGUGACCAGCCAGUCUCCAGUUCCCUGUAAACUCUAUUCUUCAUCAUGGAUCGUCUUUCAACCAGACAUCAUUAUCAGUGCAAGCCAAGGUUACCUCUGGAACCUCCAGGUGAAACUUCAGCCCGUAGUGACUCUCUUGCCAGAUAAAGGGAGGCUGAUGGAUUUUCUUCUCCAGAGGAAGGAGUGCAAGAUGGUCAUCCUGUCUGUCUGUUCACAGAUGCUGACCGAGUCAGACAGAGCCACGCUGCCGGUGAUAGCCACCGUUUUUGAUAAACUCAACCAUGAGUAUAAAAAGUACUUGGAUGCUGAGCAGAGCUACACAAUGGCUGUAGAAGCAGGGCAAAGCCGGAGCAACCCACCUCUCAAAAGGCCGGUGCGGACCCAAGCAGUGGUGGACCAGUCCGACGUGUACACACACGUGCUGUCGCCGUUCGUGGAAAACAAGGAGAUGGCGCACAAGUUCGUGAUAGCAGUGCUGAUGGAAUACAUCCGUUCUCUGAACCAGUUUCAGAUUCCAGUGCAGCAUUACUUACAUGAACUUGUCAUCAAGACACUUGUCCAGCACAACCUCUUCUACACACUCCAUCAGUUCCUGCAGUACCACGUGCUCAGCGACUCCAAGCCUUUGGCCUGCCUGCUGCUGUCUCUGGAGAGCUUUUACCCGCCUGCCCACCAGCUGUCUCUGGACAUGCUGAAGGUAACCUGGGCCACGACUCUGGCUGUCACCAGCAUCCCUUCCUAUGGCUGCCCUGACCACCAUCUUUCUCACUUCCAGAGACUUUCGACAGCAAACGAUGAGAUAGUAGAAGUUCUUCUAUCCAAACACCAGGUGUUGGCUGCCCUAAGGUUCAUCCGGGGCAUCGGUGGCCAUGACAACAUUUCUGCACGCAAAUUUUUAGAUGCUGCAAAGCAGACUGAUGAUGUCAUGCUCUUCUAUACUAUAUUCCGCUUCUUUGAACAGCGAAACCAGCGUUUGCGAGGGAACCCUAACUUCACACCAGGUGAGGGAAGGCCCAGGGUGACCACAAACAGCAGGAGCCCACCUCACCCUGGGGUCUGUGAUCAUAGAGUCAGAAUGCUCAUAGAUAUGAACUACACUCAAGAGGAGUGUUUGGGGCUGAGGCAUUCAGGAUGGAAUUCAGGCAUCUCCGAGUAACCCUUAAGAAGAAAGUAGUGAUUAAAAUAGAAGGCAAGGAAGGACAAGCUGAUGUUUGUAGGUGUAUGUAUAUGAGUGGCAGGUCAGUGGCAGGGGCUGAAGGGAUGAGCUCUGUAAUAGAAAAGAGUGACAGUGAUCUCAAAAUGUAGGAGGAGGAGGAUUUUAUUAAAGAAAAAUAAGUUAAAACCCAGUACACAACCCACGAGCUUUGUCUGCAUUUCCUUCUUCCCUGCUGUAACUAGCAGGUGACUGUGCGACAUUUUCCCUACAGGAGAGCACUGUGAAGAACACGUUGCCUUUUUCAAGCAGGUUUUUGGAGAACAAGCUCUGAUGAGGCC
Messenger RNA from Onychomys torridus (southern grasshopper mouse), 2551 nucleotides. RefSeq names its product regulator of MON1-CCZ1 (gene Rmc1). Gene Ontology annotation, biological process: regulation of autophagy. Gene Ontology annotation, cellular component: late endosome membrane; lysosomal membrane; Mon1-Ccz1 complex. The coding region runs from base 87 to 2213 and encodes 708 amino acids. The record is from RefSeq and is a predicted model, not a curated record. Gene Ontology annotation, molecular function: protein binding. NCBI's taxonomy places the organism in Eukaryota, Metazoa, Chordata, Mammalia, Rodentia, Cricetidae. The transcript is spliced from 18 exons.